AAAGGAAAACGGACACCGCGAGGAAUGAGCAAGCGAAACCCGGGACCAGCUCUUGGUUCCUCCUCCCUUCUUCUUCCCCUCCCCUUCCCCCCUUCUCUCUCCCAACCGUAACCCUAACCCCUAAUUGCCCGCCGAUCCCCCGCCGAGAUGUUUCGAUCCGAGUAGGCGCGCUACUCCGACCCAUCUCCGGCCGAUUCCGUCCUAGCGAUCGGCCUCCGCCGUGGAUCUUGCGUGCGUGAAUAAAGGAAGGUGGGGUGGGCAAGAUGCCGUCGCACGCGGAUCUGGACCGCCAGAUCGAGCAGCUGAGGGAAUGCAAAUUCUUGCCGGAGGCGGAGGUGAAGGUCCUCUGUGAACAGGCGAGAGCGAUCCUCAUGGAGGAAUGGAACGUCCAGCCGGUGAAGUGCCCCGUCACAGUAUGCGGUGAUAUCCACGGCCAGUUCUACGAUCUCAUCGAGCUGUUCCGGAUCGGAGGGGACGCGCCCGACACCAAUUACCUCUUCAUGGGGGACUACGUAGAUCGUGGUUAUUAUUCUGUUGAGACAGUCACACUGUUGGUGGCCCUGAAAGUUCGUUAUAGAGACAGAAUUACAAUACUUAGAGGAAACCAUGAGAGCAGACAAAUAACUCAAGUGUAUGGCUUUUAUGAUGAAUGCUUGAGAAAAUAUGGGAAUGCAAAUGUCUGGAAGUAUUUUACCGAUCUAUUUGAUUAUCUACCUCUUACAGCUCUUAUUGAAAAUCAGAUUUUUUGUUUGCAUGGUGGUCUCUCCCCAUCCUUGGAUACAUUAGAUAAUAUUCGUGCUCUUGACCGUAUACAGGAGGUCCCACACGAGGGUCCCAUGUGUGAUCUUCUGUGGUCUGAUCCGGAUGAUCGGUGUGGGUGGGGAAUAUCACCAAGGGGAGCAGGGUACACAUUUGGACAGGACAUUGCUCAACAAUUUAAUCGCACAAAUGGUCUUAGCCUUGUUGCCAGAGCCCAUCAACUUGUCAUGGAAGGUUACAAUUGGUGUCAGGAUAGAAAUGUUGUUACAGUAUUUAGUGCACCAAACUACUGUUACCGAUGUGGUAAUAUGGCAGCAAUAUUGGAGAUCGGAGAGAACAUGGAUCAGAAUUUCCUUCAGUUUGAUCCUGCACCCAGGCAGAUUGAGCCAGAUACUACUCGCAGGACUCCUGACUAUUUUUUGUGAUCUUAAUAACCAUUACAUCAGCUGGGAGCGAUGCUUGUCUGCUGCAGUUUUUGUCUGUAGAAGUGUCCUGUAAAAGAGUUUUGGUAGAUGGAGGGAUAUCAUAUGAUUCUUUCUCGUGGAGUUUUUGCUGCUGCUGCUAGUUUAAAGAGACCUCACAGAGGCUUUUAUCAUGCAUUAUUGUUGUAUACCAAGAAUGAGGAAGAAGCGAUAUCUCGUUUUAUACGCACAUGGUCCAUUCAAAGGAGAAAGCACAAGCGUUAUGGCUGCCCUCACCUCUUGCAACUGUAUGCCCAAGAUUUUUAGUAGACACUGUGUUUAUUGUAUCUUUAUUAUAUUUUAUUGCAGCGAAAGCUAAUCUGGAAGGUUGAAACCAGUAGCAGGUCUAUCAAUUUUCCUUAUGCUUACCGGGGCUUUCUGAGUUGGUCCUUGAAAUUAAUUUUCAAUUCACAUAGCUCAGGUGUGGAUGUUAAGUUAUACAUCUGUUGGAAGUAUUUUUUUUCAUUCUCUGAAAUAUUACUGUAAGUAGCUUGACGACUUGAUCGUCCCAAGGAUGUUCCAUGUGUCUGACUUGAAGGACUUUUUAUUUACCAGGCUUAUUCUUUACUAUUUUCAGCUGAGCGGGUUCUCAGCACUUAGUUUAUAUGCCAGGUGAGAACCGGAUGUAGCUUGCUUUCAUCCAUUUGAAUAAGCCAACCUUUGCUUGUGUUU
Elaeis guineensis (African oil palm) is the source of this 1892-nucleotide messenger RNA. RefSeq names its product serine/threonine-protein phosphatase PP2A-1 catalytic subunit. NCBI's taxonomy places the organism in Eukaryota, Viridiplantae, Streptophyta, Magnoliopsida, Arecales, Arecaceae. The record is from RefSeq and is a predicted model, not a curated record. Gene Ontology annotation, molecular function: protein serine/threonine phosphatase activity.